Carassius auratus (goldfish) is the source of this 1384-nucleotide messenger RNA. It is a transcript of the gene pttg1ipb, whose product is annotated as PTTG1 interacting protein b. The transcript has 7 exons. The coding region runs from base 219 to 734 and encodes 171 amino acids. Gene Ontology annotation, biological process: protein import into nucleus. Gene Ontology annotation, cellular component: cytoplasm; nucleus. NCBI's taxonomy places the organism in Eukaryota, Metazoa, Chordata, Actinopteri, Cypriniformes, Cyprinidae. The record is from RefSeq and is a predicted model, not a curated record.
GCCUACUUUUGCCAGCAAUUUACUUUUAUUUAACCCACAUUAGUGUUUGUCAGGAAAACAACGACUAAAUCAGCAAAUCAAAUCAAAUCCUGCUUAACCAUAAAGCACUAUUUCGAAACUGGGAGGAUCUUGUAAAAGUCGUCGUUCAGUGCUUGAGUGCUUCCAGCAACACAUGACCAGCAGCCAGGCCUGAAAUCAACACCGCUGCGUUUGCAAUCAUGAUCCAAACUCGGACUUUUUUACUUUUUACUUUUGUUUUCUUUGUCUUCUGCUUUGUGGUAGUUUUUGGUCAGACGACAAGUCCAGAAACAAACUGCACUAUAAAAAGCAACACAACUUGUGAAGAAUGUCUGAAGAUUGUUUCGUGUUUGUGGUGCAUCUCAAGCCAGAAAUGCAUUGACUAUCCAGUGAAGAGCAUCCUGCCCUCUCACAGUGUUUGUGCGCUCUCAGAAGCACGAUGGGGAGUAUGCUGGAUGAAUUUCCAGACUCUCAUCAUUACCAUCUCUGUGAUCGCGGGGGUGAUCAUCAUCGCCCUAUUUGUCUGCUGCUUCUGCUGCUGUAAAUGUGAAAACAUUGGGUCUAAAAGGAGUGACGAGCGAAUGGAGAGACAAACUCAUCUGAGAAAGUUCCGUCAAGAGGAGAGGAAAGCAGAGAUGAGGCAGAGACAUGAAGAAAUGAGAUUGAAAUACGGUUUGAAAAAGGAUAACCAGUACUCCAGAUUUGAGAACAGCUAAGAAACUAGUGAUGAUGCUCCACUGUUAUCUUUUCUUUUACCUCACACCUAUUUCAGAAAUGAACACGGUUUCCUGCAUAGCCAGCACUCCUUUUUUUUUUUGAAAGACACUGAAUUUAUCAGUUAGCUGCUGACCACACAAACAUACCUUUUCUCUGGCUUGAAAUUGAAUUAACUAACACCUGUAUUUUUCAAUGAAUCUUUAAGCAAACAAUAUGAAGCCUUGUAAAUAUAGUUAAUGGAUGACAUUUGCAAAUCCAAAUAAGCAUCAACCAAAUUAAGCAAGACAUGUUGAUUUUUGAGUCUGCAUUGGACUUUUAGUCGGCAGUACAAUUCAUUUUUAUUUAGUCUUAGCUAAUUUUAGCUGUGUAGCUUUUUACUCUGAUUAAACUAGGACAUAUAGAAAAUGUGCUAUAAUAAAGUGCGCUUUAUAGAUUAAUGUCCCACACAUUUCAAAUUGAUGAAUCGAUUUGUCCCUGCCUUUGCUAGUUUGUUGGCAUUUCAGUGUAAUUUGUCUAUGUGCUGCAUUUUUGAAUGUUUUGAUCACUAACUCAUAAUGUAUUUACCAAAGGGUUGAUUUGUCAGUGCAAUUUGCAAAAGUCCAAUAAACUGUGAGAAAGCUAUCAAUAAAAGUGAAUAUUUUACCGUAAA